Molecule: messenger RNA, 1200 nt
Organism: Penicillium antarcticum
Lineage: Eukaryota; Fungi; Ascomycota; Eurotiomycetes; Eurotiales; Aspergillaceae
Product: epoxide hydrolase family protein
Exons: 8
Coding region: 1-1200 (399 amino acids)
Biological process (GO): epoxide metabolic process
Molecular function (GO): epoxide hydrolase activity
Source: RefSeq, a predicted model, not a curated record
AUGUCGUUGCCCUUCAGCAGUCCGCCAUCCACGGCAAAGACCCCCCUCACGCCAUUCAAAGUCGCCGUUCCGCAAGUAAAGCUGACCGAGCUCGAAACGCUCUUAAAGCUAGCCAAGUUCGCCCCGCAUACAUACGAGAACUCCCAAACAAACCGUCGCUAUGGCGUUGGUACUGAUUGGCUGGUGACCAUGCGGGAUCUGUGGCUGCGGUCUUAUAGCUGGAGAGCUACUGAGGAUCGGAUGAAUAGCUUUCCUCAUUUUACUACUGAUGUGGAUGGGGUCAAUAUUCAUUUUGUAGGUCUUUUUUCGCAGAAGGCGGAUGCCGUUCCUGUUCUGUUGAUUCAUGGGUGGCCUGGAAGCUUCUUGGAGUUUUUGCCUAUUUUGCAGAAGUUCAAGGAGGAAUAUACCCCAGAAACCCUCCCUUUUCACUUGAUUGUACCAUCGUUGCCUGGCUACGCCUUUUCUUCUGGUCCCCCAUUGGAGAGGGACUUUGGCACGGGUGAUGUUGCUGCUAUCUUAGAUCAAUUGAUGAAAGAUCUUGGAUUUGGGAGCGGCUAUGUAGCCCAGGGUGGUGAUAUUGGCAGUCGCAUUGCCAGGCAUCUGGGUGUGGACCAUGAAAGCUGCAAAGCUGUACAUGUCAACGUGGUUUUCAUGAGACGCCCAGACAAUAUGACAGACGACAAUCUCAAUGCCUUUGAAAUACAAGGCAUAGAGCAUUUUCAGAAAUUCGGAGCGUUUGGCAGUGGGUAUGCGAUGGAACAUGGUACUCGGCCCAGCACCAUUGGCCAUGUUGUAUCCUCGAGCCCCAUCGCCCUUCUUGCAUGGGUUGGCGAGAAAUUCCUGGAAUGGGUCGAUGAUCCGCUCGCCUCGGACGACAUCUUGGAGUCCGUCACGCUGUAUUGGCUGACAGAGACGUUCCCUCGGGCUAUUUAUACCUAUCGCCAGAACUAUCCGCCUCCACCUAUUCCGGCGUCUAAUGACCCCCGCUGGUAUAUCCAUAAACCGUUUGGGUAUUCUUCUUUCCCCAUGGAGAUUGCUCGGCUACCACGCUCUUGGAUCGAGACAACCGGUGAUUUGGUUUUCUAUGAACAGCACCAAAAGGGUGGCCACUUCGCGGCGCUAGAGAGACCAGAAGAGCUCAAGACAGAUAUAUCCAAGUUCAUUGAGCAGGUAUGGCCAGGCAUUGUUGGUGCCAAAUGA